GCUCAUCAUUCAUUUCUGCUAGCCGUGUUUCUUUUAUAACCUAGUUGGGAAUGGAGCCUGGCCAAACACGGGCGACUCCAGCCUGAGCUGUUUCUGUCUACGGGCCCCCGUAUCUGCCGCCGCUUGGCCCUGUUCACAUGCCGGUAUGAUGGAACCCAAAUGUCCGGCUCCCAUUUCAGCCACAAACCCAUGAAGUCGUACGUGAGCGCUAUUUUCUUCCAGGUCUCUCAUUUGGCCCCCGUCUGCCGUCGCCUCGUGUUGGUCCGGCCGUGGGCGUCUGUGUGUUUCGUGUGGCAUGAAGGAAGGCCUUUGUUUACGUGAGAGUUUAUUUUCUAACCUCUCCGCCUUCUCUGUAUCCCGUCCCUUCUCGGCACCCUCCCUCCCUCCCUCCCUCCCUCCUGCUCUCAUCCCUCACUUUAAGCUGGGCAGGAAGAGGAGAGUUUCCCUCUCUUGGUCCGCCGGAGCUCCUCGUCAUUCGGACACGGAUCCAGAGGUGGCUUCUUGCUUUUUGAUUGUUCGUUCUCCUGGAUGUGAAGGCAGGCGAGCUUCUUCUUCUUCUUCUUCUUCUUCCUCCCCUGGUGCUUUCUGUGGAUUGGAUCCGUCCCCCCCCCCCCCCUUUGAAGUGGUCCGGAGGUUUUGGGCUUCGCCGUCCGGUGGAAGGACCUCAGAAGAUCGGCUCCAGCUCCAGAGAUGCAGGUGUUCGGGCCGUGGAUCGUGUGUGUUCACCUGACCGCCGUGGUUUUAUCGGGACGAGUCCCGGACCCGGUGGACGGAGGGGGUGCGCCCGGGUCGCUCGAGUCCCACCUUCCGGGGUUUCGGGUGGUGGAGGCAGCGUCGGACACACGGGUGGAGACCACCGGUCUCCCCGCAGGAGAACUGAAGGACGAGAGUCCCGGAGUGGCGGAGAAGUUGGAGGGCGAUGUGGAUUUCCAAGCGUCGAAGGCUGGCAGGAGACGCAGGGGAACGUGGGGGAGGAGACACGCCGCGACCGUGGAGUCCACCGCGUACAGACUGGUUGGACUGGGGCGCCCCCUGCUGGACUGGAGGAGGCAUUUCACUGCAGACAAGGUGGCAAGUGCCCUGAUGGCUGUACUUAAAGAGCUUUACACGGAGAAGACCAGACUGCUGGACCAGGAGAAACCACGGAAAAAAAAAGAGGAGGAGGAGGAGGAGGACGACGACGAUGAAGACGACGACGAUGAAGAUGACGACGAUGAAGAUGAGGAGGAGGAGGAAGAAGAGGAAGAAGAGGAAGAGGAAGAGGGAGGAGAAGGGGAGGAAGAAGGGGAGGAAGAAGAAGGGACUGAAUCGCCGAACAAUCAGACGGAGACUCGGGGCGGCUUCCCUGAGGCAUGCCAGACUGCAGACGAACGAGUCAGCUGCCGGGGAGUCGGCAUGACUCACCUGCCAAACAUCACCGACCUGGACAUCACCGACCUGGACCUGGCAGAGAACAACAUCAGUCACAUUUCCCCGCGAGGUUUCUCCGGCCUGCCCAACCUGGAGACACUGGACCUGAGCAGAAACCUGUUGGACGACGCAUCGCUGAACCAAAACCCUCUGUCUAACUUGACCCGUCUAAAGAAGCUGAAUCUGGAUGGAAACCAGCUGACCCGAGUCCCAGAGCUGCCUUCUUCUCUGGAAGAACUGAAGAUAAAUAACAACAAGCUCAGCGCGCUCACGCCUGACUGCGUCAAAGGUUUGGUGAACCUGUUGUCUCUAGAGCUGGGGGACAACAGUCUCUAUGAGGGGAGCAUUUCAUCAUCAGUGUUCAAACAUCUGGAGCAGCUGCAGAAACUACAUUUGAACAAAAACCAUUUCCGUUCGCUCCCCCAGGACCUUCCUUCCUCUUUGCAGGUACUGUUGAUGAGUGAAAAUCAGAUUGAGGUGAUGAGGGAGGAUUUAAGAGGAUGCGUCAAUCUCAAAGUGUUGGACCUGAGUCAUAACUUGCUGCAUGAGCACAACGUCGCUGACCAGGCCUGGACUCAUGUCACCGCCCUGGAGGCCUUGGAUCUGUCUCACAACCGUCUGACUUCCGUUCCCAUGCAUCUGCCCCGCCCUCUUCGUCAGCUGACGCUGCAACACAACGCCAUCAGUCACAUUCCCACCUAUGUGUUCCGUAACCUGCGACCCGGCCUCGAAUCCCUCCGCCUCUCCCACAACGUCCUGGGCGAUGAGAGUAUUGAGCGACUUUCUCUCGUCGGAACGUACCGAUCCCUUUCUGAGCUCCUGUUGGACCACAACCGGAUCAGGGUGAUCCCUCAGACCAUUCGACAGUUUAAGAGCCUGCAGGUGCUGAGACUGGACCACAACCAGAUCAGGUCGGUGGGGAAAUGGGCUGUGUGUCACCCUCGUAACCCCGGCUCCAAACUGGCCUCGGUUCACCUGGACAAUAACCUGCUAGCGUUGGACAAGAUCCCUCCGAAGACCUUCGCCUGUCUCAACGACCCCAAAGGGCUGGUCCUCCAACCACAGCAGGGCCAGAUGCAGCACCAAUAAGACACCUCACACAGACGGACACACAACGCAAACACACACACACCAAACAAGUGUGUGACAUCCUGUCUCCGUUAUCAAACACGCUCCAUGUAGAGGGGUCUUCUCCAUGUUAUAUCACGAGUCUCUCCUUUCUUAUGGGAUUUCCACUUUCUCAAGGCCGGGCGGAGUUUGCAGGUAAACAUAGUCGCCGUCUAACCUGUGUAUUUAUUCCAAACGACCAUCUCGGCAAAGUUCAGUUCACGUUCCCGCUUUUGUUUCGGUGCAUGAAAGUGGUUUUCAUGGUUGCUGUUUUUCAAAUGUUUAACGUGUAAACGGAGCUGUUGUCCGUGUGGUGGUCAAGUACUAAUAAAUGGACAA
Molecule: messenger RNA, 2856 nt
Organism: Lampris incognitus (smalleye Pacific opah)
Lineage: Eukaryota; Metazoa; Chordata; Actinopteri; Lampriformes; Lampridae
Product: extracellular matrix protein 2
Exons: 10
Coding region: 691-2499 (602 amino acids)
Biological process (GO): positive regulation of cell-substrate adhesion; extracellular matrix organization
Cellular component (GO): extracellular matrix
Molecular function (GO): heparin binding; collagen V binding; protein binding
Source: RefSeq, a predicted model, not a curated record